Molecule: messenger RNA, 3665 nt
Organism: Xenopus laevis (African clawed frog)
Lineage: Eukaryota; Metazoa; Chordata; Amphibia; Anura; Pipidae
Gene: sh2b1.S
Product: SH2B adaptor protein 1 S homeolog
Exons: 9
Coding region: 1851-3647 (598 amino acids)
Source: RefSeq, a predicted model, not a curated record
CAGGCCUUGUUUACAUGCGAGCUCGCUGGUGCCCGUGGUGACGUCAGGCGGAGUGCGCAGGCGCUGUUGUGUCCAGGCCGCAGCCCAAGGAACGCGACAAGACUGUGUCAGUCAACAAGGCUGGAGUGUGGUGGGGGCGGCGACGUUGCACGGACCCCCGUUAUUUCCUCCUCACAGGGAAGUGACACGUGACAGCGGUGACCCCCAGGAGCCAGUGCGGACAAACACCGGGACACUUGCCUAUUGGGCUCCUUGUACGGCCCGGACUCUGUACCUCAGCCCCUCACUGGCACAUGGGCCCAGACAUGUAGCGCCGCACUCACACAUUCUCUGGCCCUUCCAUUAGUCUGUGGGGAGUGCUCAGCUGUCCGUCUAUAGGGGAGUCUGUCAGUCUAUAGGGAACUCUCAGUCUAUACGGGAGUCUGUGGGUCUAUAGGGGAGUCUGUCAGUCUAUAGGGGAGUCUGUCAGUCUAUACGGGAGUCUGUCAGUCUAUAGGGGAGUCUAUCAGUCUAUACGGGAGUCUGUGGGUCUAUAGGGGAGUCUGUGGGUCUAUAGGGAACUCUCAGUCUAUAGGGGAGUCUGUGGGUCUAUAGGGAACUCUCAGUCUAUAGGGGAGUCUGUGGGUCUAUUGGGGAGUCUGUCCGUCUAUAGGGGAGUCUGUGGGUCUAUAGGGAAAUCUCAGUCUAUAGGGGAGUCUGUGGGUCUAUAGGGGAGUCUGUCAGUCUAUACGGGAGUCUGUCAGUCUAUACGGGAGUCUGUCAGUCUAUACGGGAGUCUGUCAGUCUAUAGGGGAGUCUAUCAGUCUAUACGGGAGUCUGUGGGUCUAUAGGGGAGUCUGUGGGUCUAUAGGGAACUCUCAGUCUAUAGGGGAGUCUGUGGGUCUAUAGGGAACUCUCAGUCUAUAGGGGAGUCUGUGGGUCUAUUGGGGAGUCUGUCCGUCUAUAGGGGAGUCUGUGGGUCUAUAGGGAAAUCUCAGUCUAUAGGGGAGUCUGUGGGUCUAUAGGGGAGUCUGUCAGUCUAUACGGGAGUCUGUCAGUCUAUAGGGAACUGUGGGUCUAUAGGGGAGUCUGUGGGUCUAUAGGGGAGUCUGUCAGUCUAUAGGGAACUGUGAGUCUAUAGGGGAGUCUGUGGGUCUAUAGGGAACUGUCAGUCUUUAGGGGAGUCUGUCGGUCUAUUGGGAAGUCUGUCAGUCUAUUGGAGAGUCUGUGGGUCUAUAGGGGAGUCUGUGGGUGUAUUGGAGAGUCUGUGGGUGUAUUGGAGAGUCUGUGGGUCUAUAGGGGAGUCUGUCAGUCUAUUGGGGAGUCUGUCGGUCUAUUGGGGAGUCUGUGGGUCUAUUGGGGAGUCUGUGGGUCUAUAGGGGAGUCUGUCAGUCUAUAGGGAGCGGUCAGGCCUCUGCUGCAAUCUGGGAACCCCAGGGAAACACAUUCUGCCCCUCCCCCACACCACCAGGAACAUUGGGGUGAAUGUUGGGGAGACACUACCCACUAAUAUUCUCCUGUCAAUGUCAACCCCAGUAGUGUUGCCUAGGUAACCCAGCAGCACUUUAUACUCCAGCCAGUCUAUUCUAUUAGUGAAACUGGGGGGAUACCCCAAAUAUCAUUGUGAGGUGACAAAGCUCCCCCCCCCGGCUGACUGCUCCUUGGGCUUGUGACACAGAGCUCAUACACUAUUACACAUACACUAGUACUGGGACUCGCGGGGAGCCAGGGGCCACAACCAAGGAGGACUCAGGGGCCACAACCGAGGAGGAGCCAGGGACCAAAUACUGGGGGGCCUUGGGCAAAAAGAAAUUGCUGCAGGAUGGGCAGAAGACAAGGGAAUACAAGGAGCUGACUUGGCUUGUGCCCUCAUGAUGAAUGGCAGCAUCCCCCCAGAGGGCUCCUGCUGUUCCCCCUCGCCCAACUGGAAGGAGUUCUGCGAGAUCCACGCUCAUGCUGCUGCUUUGGACUUUGCCCAACGCUUUCGGACAUUUCUCAGUGAGAACCCGCAGUAUGCCACGCCAGGAGCAGAAAGCAGCUUCUCCAGAAGGUUUGCGGAGCAUUUUGUGGAGCACUUUGAGACAGAAGUGAACAAGAGCCAAGUUUCUGAUGGCCCUUCUCCAACCCGCUGCAGUAUUGCCCCUUUUACUGGAGUCCAGUCCUCUAAUCGGGACUUGUCUGAGACCUGUAGUGACUCUUCCCUGGCUUCCCCAGUAGAGACACAGCCCAGGCAAGACUCCUCUGGUAUUACCUCUGGACUCUCAAGCAGCCAGUCCCACAGUUCAGAGGACGUGUCCACAUCUUCAACUAGCGCCAAGCCACGGCUGAAGAAAAGGUUCUCUUUACGCAAUGUCAGUCGAAGUGUACGGGGCAGUGUGAGGGGCAUUCUGCAAUGGAAAAGCUCAGCGGAGUCUCCUACUGAGGAGACCACUGGAGCCAACAGCAACUGCAAUUCUUCAGCCAGCAGGACCACCGGGGAAAGGUGGACUCAUAGAUUUGAGAAGUUACGGCUGAGCCGGCCACCCCCCCAUAGAACAGAGCUGAGAGAUGUGAGGCGGGAAGGGGUCCUGAACUUUGUGCUGGCCGAGGAAGUGAACAGUAGCCGGGCCAGGUGGCAGAAGUGCCGACUGCUUCUGCGCAAGUCUGGGGGAGAUCACACAGAAGGUUACCUCUUGGACUUUUACAUUCCUCCUAAGGCCACAAAGCCACGGGUCAGCAUUCUCUGCUCGUCCAUUGUGGAUGUCCGGACCACAACGCUCUUGGAGAUGCCAGACAAAGAGAACACGUUUGUGCUGAAGACGGAGAGUUCCUGUGAGUACAUUCUAGAGUCCGUGGAUGCUCUGCAGAUGAAGUCGUGGCUGUCUGACAUAGAGGACUGCAUGGUGUCUAGGACCGGUCCUGAAACCUUUGACCUUCCUCACAUUAACCAUUCAGAAAGCAGUCGGGAUCUACCUCUUAUACCCAGUGAGAGCAGUGAACUUCUCUGCCAAGGAGCUUAUGGGGGCCUCUCUGACCGCCCCUUGGCUUCCAUCUCCCCCACUUCAGUUUCCAUGACACCCUCACACUUUGACUCCAUGGAACGUCUUCCCCCAGAAUUGCCACCCAGGGCACCUAUUGACGACAAUGAGAGGCUGCCGAAUCCCAUGGGCCCCCCCUUCCCUGACACCCCUGAUAAUGCAGCGCCAUUCCUCUUCCAGGGGGACCCAGAAGCUGGGGAUGGGGAGCACCCCCUCUCUGAGUAUCAGUGGUUUCAUGGCACCCUAUCAAGACUGAAGGCUGCACAGCUGGUGUUGGCCGGGGGCACUAGCAGCCAUGGGGUGUUCCUUGUGCGACAAAGUGAAACACGGCGGGGGGAGUAUGUGCUGACUUUUAACUUCCAAGGGAAAGCCAAGCACCUGCGUCUGUCACUCAAUGAGGAUGGCCAGUGCCGAGUCCAACACCUCUGGUUUCAGACCAUCUUCGACAUGCUGGAGCAUUUCCGUGUUCACCCCAUCCCUCUAGAAUCUGGGGGCUCAAGUGACGUCACGCUCAUCAGUUAUGUGGUGUCUUCUCAGCGGCUGCACGGCCGAGACAGGGCUGAUAGUAGAACAACCGUGUGUGAGGUUCCCCACCGCAUCCCAGACUCACCAUCAAAUCCCAUCUCCAUUGGAGCGAAUGACUGUAUGUAAGUGUCGUCUCCUCUUUCC